Molecule: messenger RNA, 3380 nt
Organism: Rhineura floridana
Lineage: Eukaryota; Metazoa; Chordata; Lepidosauria; Squamata; Rhineuridae
Product: zinc finger protein 883-like
Exons: 6
Coding region: 286-2295 (669 amino acids)
Biological process (GO): regulation of transcription by RNA polymerase II
Molecular function (GO): DNA-binding transcription factor activity; RNA polymerase II cis-regulatory region sequence-specific DNA binding
Source: RefSeq, a predicted model, not a curated record
UGCCGGGCUGUUCCCUUGGAGGAAAGUGGCUCCCUGGUCAAGAGCGCAGUUGGAUUCGUCAUUAAACGCCAGAAUCAGCAGCAGCGCUGCAGCGUCGGUGGCGCCUUCUGGGGUCUGCCAGCACAUUUCCUACUCUGCAAGCCUUCGGCCUGGGCAUAGUGAUCCCUAUUUGGCUUCGCUCAUUCUAUGAACUUCGCUCCUUCUGAACAUGUCCUCAGAAUGCUGAAAACCAUUCCCAGAAGCAGAGAAGGGAUGAGGACUCCGUGAAAGGCAAAGAGAUCAAAUAUGGAACAGCAAGACCCAGCUACCCCUGAAGCAGGACUUGGCCCUGAUGCCAUCAAGACUGAGACCCAUGGGGACGAAUUUUUGGGGGGAAACGUGCAGAAGAUCUUGGGGGAGAACCCUCUCAGCUCAGAUGUGCAGCGCCAGCAGUUCCGGUGUUUCCGCUUCCAGGCAGCUGAGGGGCCCCGAGAGGCUUGCAGCCGACUCCACCUUCUUUGCCGUGAGUGGCUGAAGCCAGAGCGACACUCAAAGAACCAGAUCCUGGACCUGGUGAUCCUGGAGCAGUUCCUGGCUGUCCUGCCCCCAGAGAUGGAGAGCUGGGUGAGGGAAUGUGGGGCUGAGAGGAGUUCCCAGGCUGUGGCCCUGGCAGAAGGUUUCCUCCUGAGCUGGGCAGAGGACGAGAAGCAGGCAGAGCAGCAGGAAAAGGGUCUGUGUGCAGAAAUAGGAACUGAUUUCCCUGAGGCAGAGAGGACUCCAUCGGACACCAGGAAGAGGCUUCUGGGGGAUGGAAUCAUGUCAGUGAGACCUAAUAAGUCAUCUCCCCUUUCUGGUGGAGGAGAAGCUCUUGCUAUCGCCCCAUAUCAGGAUCCAGUGUCUUUGGAGGAUGUGGCUGUGAAUUUCACGGUAGAGGAGUGGGCUUUGCUGAAUCCUGACCAGAGAGCUCUGCAUAGCGAAGUCAUGGGAGGGAUUUGUGGGACUUUGUCCUGUCUUGAAGGUGAGGAAUGGAAAGCCAAGAGGAAGGGAGAUCUUUGUGGAAAAGAGAGACAGGAAAGAGACAGAUCUGAAAACAAGGAAGAGCAGAGAAGGAAUCCUGAAGCAGAAGAGAAAAGGAGGAAUAAAUCUUGCGCUUCUUACGGCAGUGGCUACCAUAAAACUGCCAUCCAAGAAAAAACAGAUCAAAGAAUGAGAAGAAAUAAAUAUCUUCAUUGUUCGAAAAGUCUGAAUUCUAAAAGAAAGUGUAAAAAAGCCCACUACAAAAACCAGAAAAGGGAGAAAGCAUAUCAAUGUUUGGAAUGUGAAAGGAGGUUUAGCUGCAAGGCAAGUCUCAUUUUGCAUCAAAGAAUGCACACUGGUGAGAAACCAUGUGAGUGCUUAGAAUGUGGAAAGAGCUUUCGUCGGAAGACACAUCUGACUUGCCAUCAAAGAAUUCACACGGGGGAGAAACCAUAUAAGUGCCUAGAAUGUGGAAAGAGCUUCCGCAGGAAACAGCAACUCACUGCCCAUCAAAGAAUUCACACUGGUGAGAAACCAUAUAAGUGCUUAGAAUGUAGCAAGAGCUUCCACUGGAAACACUUACUCACUGCCCACCAAAAAAUUCACACCGGGCAGAAACCAUAUAAAUGCCUAGAUUGUGGAAAGAACUUCCAUCAGAAGAGAAAUCUGACUUGCCAUCAAAGAAUUCACACUGGAGAGAAACCAUAUAAGUGCUUGGAAUGUGGAAAGAGUUUUCGUCGGAGGACACAUCUGACUUGCCAUCAAAGAAUUCACACGGGGGAGAAACCUUUUAAGUGCUUGGAAUGUGGAAAGAGGUUCCGCUGGAAACACUUACUCACUGCCCACCAAAAAAUUCACACCGGGCAGAAACCAUAUAAAUGCCUAGAUUGUGGAAAGAGCUUCCGUCAGAAGAGAAAUCUGACUUGCCAUCAAAGAAUUCACACUGGAGAGAAACCUUUUAAGUGCUUGGAAUGUGGAAAGAGCUUCCAUCAGAAGACACAUCUGACUUUCCAUCAAAGAAUUCACACGGGGGAGAAACCUUUUAAGUGCUUGGAAUGUGGAAAGAGCUUCCAUCAGAAGACACAUCUGACUUGCCAUCAAAGAAUUCACACGGGGGAGAAACCUUUUAAGUGCUUGGAAUGUGGAAAGAGCUUCCAUCAGAAGAUACAUCUGACUUUCCAUCAAAGAAUUCACACGGGGGAGAAACCUUUUAAGUGCUUGGAAUGUGGAAAGAGCUUCAGCAGGAAACAAGCACUCACUUUCCAUCAGAGAACUCACACUGGGGAGAAACCAUAUUAGUGCUUAGAAUGUGGAAAGAGCUUCCGUAGGAAAAACCAACUCACUCCCCAUCAAAGUAAUCACACUGGGGAGAAACUGUAUAAAUGCUUGGAAUGUGGAAAGAGCUUCAGAUGGAAAUGUCUACUCACUUCCCAUCAGAGAACUCACACUGGGGAGAAACCAUAUAAGUGCUUAGAAUGUGGAAAGAGCUUCAGUUGGAAACAGCAACUCACUGCCCAUGAAAGAAUUCACACUGGGGAGAAACCAUAUAACUGCUUAGAAUGUGGAAAGUGCUUCAGUUGGAAACAGCAACUCACUGCCCAUGAAAGAAUUCACACUGGGGAGAAACCAUACAAGUGCUUAGAAUGUGGAAAGAGCUUCCGUAGGAAAAACCAACUCACUGCUCAUCAAAGUAUUCACACUGGGGAGAAGCCAUAUGAAUGCCUGGAAUGUGGAAAGGGCUUUACUAGAAAUUCCUCUCUCACUUUGCAUCAAAGAAUUCACACAGGGGAGAAACCAUAGAACUGCUUGGAACAUAAAAAGAGCUUCAGAUGUAGCACAAGUCUUUAUUGUCAUGAAAGAUUUCAGCAAUGGGGAAACCAUAUUAUGAGUGUAGAACAAGGGGUGGCUGACCUGUUGCCUGUGAGUGUUUUGGAGGCCUGCAGAGACCUUCAGUAGCAUCCCCCAACGCCCGUGCACUGUGGGAUGUUAGAGAACAGAUCCUGACCUUCCCCUGUGUGAUCCUGGCCUCCCUUCUCUUUUCACACUACACUGCCCUCACCCAGAACCCAUCCCCCCUUUCUUUGUAGAGUGAAUUCUGAUUUUCCCAAUCUUGGGAAAAUCCUAAAAUAAAAAUACAAAUUCCAUCCGCUGCUCCCUGGUUGGUGCUGCUGGUUGCAUUCUCUUUAGCUGAGGUGGAACCAGAAAGAGCUGUGAACUAUUAAUAUGAAGGGGCCUGAGUUUGUCAUGUCCAUUAAUUUUAAAGGAUCCACUCUGAGGUGGAAGUUGGGUGCAACCCACAUAUUAGUUUUACGACUCUUUUGUGCAAAUCUGUUAUUUUGAAAACCUUGUAUUUUUUAACAAAAUAAAUUCAUGCCCACAAUGGA